AGAGUUGCGUGACUUUCUACAGGAAUAAUGUAGAUGCUGAAAACUAGGAAUAAACACAGAAAAUGCUGAACCAACUCAGAACAUGGGCAACAUUUGCGAAAAGAGAAACGGAGGUCAGCUUUCAGGUCAAUGGCCAAGACCUAGGAGAGGAAUUAGGCCAUUCGCUCCGUCGAUUCUGCUCCACCUUUCGAUCAUGGCUGAUUUACCUAUCAUGUUCGUUACCACGCUCCGGUCAGGAAGGUUAUGAUCAAUUCCUUACUUCCUGACGUAAUACAACUAUUUGUUAAUUCAUCUAGCAAGUUUUCAGAUGAGCACUCAUCUAAUAAUUUCCUCUGGUAACUCCUCGACCUAGUUGGCUCCAAAAUGAUAUUAAUAGGAUUGGAAGCAAGUAUAUUUGCCAAGAUGUUCACGUGAAAUAAAUAACACAUAGAACACAGAAAUAAGCCCUUCAGCUCAACUUGUCCAUGCUAACCAAGGUGUUUGGCAUGAUGAAUGAACUAUGGACUCCAAUUGCAAAACAAUACAACCCAUUAAAAGCUGGAAGCAUUGAUGGGACAGAUGAGGAACCCCACGACCGAGCUGUCUCAAGAGCAAUUGCAGCCAAAUAUAGACCCAAUAAGGGUGUCAUUGGAGAUCCACACCUGACACUCUUUGUUGCCAGGUUGAAUCCUCAGACAACAGAGGAAAAGUUAAAAGACACAUUCUCCAGAUUCGGAGAUAUCCGUAGAUUGAGGCUUGUGCGGGACAUUGUCACUGGGUUUUCUAAAUGCUAUGCUUUCAUCGAAUAUAAAGAUGAACGCUCAUUAUUAAAGGCACAUCGGGAUAGCAAUAAAUUAGUGGUGGACCAAAAUGAAAUAUUUGUUGAUUUUGAAUUGGAACGGACUUUAAAAGGAUGGGUCCCACGGAGAUUUGGUGGAGGAUUAGGAGGUAAAAAGGAAUCUGGCCAGCUUCGGUUUGGUGGGCGGGAUCGACCGUUUAGGAAGCCUUUCAGCCUGCCAGCACUGAAAGCAGAACUGUACACGGAGGGACCAGUUGACAAAAUGGAUAGAACACGGGAUAACCGGCAGUGGGAGAGAGGUCGAGAUCGAGAAAGGAGAAGAGAUGAGAGGGGCGAGGAAAGAGAAAAGCAUGAUGGAGAUAGAGAGCGAUACAGAAGCAGGGAAAGGGAUCAUAAACGCCAGAGGGAUGAAGAUCGAUAUAAAGAUGAAGACAGACACCAACGCAGGGAGAGGCAUAAAACUCGACGGUAGAAAGCUAUUACCUUUCUUCUACCACUAAGGAAAUAUAAAAACUCUUAACAAGCGGUCUACUUAACCUUUUUAUUGUUUAAUUUAAAUGUGCAUUGUGGAAUGAAAUAUCUAAUCAAUGUUUAUUUGUAUGAACAGAUGUUGCUGGCAAGGAGUUUCUCAGUGCUAUAUCAUAUAUAUAUACAUUUCCCUCAAGUUUUCAACAUUGUAUUUGGAUACAGAUGAUCCUCUUGCAUUUUGCUUAGUUAUCUGCUUUAAUAAGAUUAUAGCAAAUGGGAUAAUAAUCCUAGCAACUAUAUAUGUAUUAAAGGAUAGGGAUAAUAAAAAAAAGGAAUUCUGUCCAUCAUAAACUUUACUGAUAUAAAUGCAGUGCAGUUCUGCAAUUAUUUCUCCAAAUGAGUAAAUAACUUCCCAGUUCUCUUAUCUGCAAUUAUAGACUGUCCCUGGGUAAAGAAAUUUGGAUCAAGCUUGACUUAUGCGUAAAUCAAAGAACUGUGGCUGCUGGAAAACUGAAAUAAAAGCAGAAAAUGCUGGAAACACUGACAAAUCAGAAUCAAAAUCAGGUUUAAUAUCAUUGGCAUAUGUCAUGAAAUUUGUUGACAACAGUACAUAAUAAACACUAAAUUAUAUUAGGUAUGUAUAUGUAUUAAACAUUUUAAAGGUCGUAAUGUAGAGUUCAUGUGUUCAAUGUCCAUUCAGAAAAAUUGAUGGUAGAGGGAAAAAAGUUAUUCCUCAAUCAUUGAGUGCGUGCCUUCACUCCUAUCACUCCUCCCUGAUGGUAACAAUGAAAAGAGGUUAUCCCCUGGGUAAUGUGGGCCCUUAAUGAUGGAUGCUGCAUUUUUGAGGCAUCGCUCCUUGAGGAUGUCCUGGAUGCUGGGCAGGCUAAAGCCCAUGAAGGAGCUGACAGAGUUUACAACUUUCUUUAGCUUAUUUCUAUCCUGUGCAGUGGCCUCCCCAUACCAGAAGCCAAUGCAGCCAGGUAGAUUGCUCUCCAUGUUGCGAGUGUAUUUGGUGAUAUACCAAAUGUCCUAAAACUCCUAACUAAAUAUAGCCACUGUCAUGUCUGGAAGUUUGCUUCUGUAGAAAGAGAAAUUAACAUUUCAGGUCAGAAAUCAUCUGUCAGAACCGAUUUUUGACAAUCCGCUAGUUAAUUAAUUCUGUUUCACUUCCCUUGGAUGCUGUUGAACCAAAACUCUCUGGCCUUAAUUCAGUUUUAGAGAAUGUAUUAUUUAGUAUUUAAUUUAGUUGCAUAAAUCCGUAUAUUUUUUAUAACUUGGUUUUGCCUUGCAGUUUUCAAUAAAACAAGUUAGUAGCUUUUAUACUUUUUAAAUGGUGAUUUGCUGAUUUUAUUUACUUAGACCUACUUAAAUGCACAAUGUAAUAAAAUACCCUACUUUUAUUAAUGUUGAAUAAUGGUGGUGUUCACAUUCUGUAAUAUUUGAUUUUUUUUUCCAAAUAAGAUUUGUCUUGUAAUAUCUUUUGGAUAUAUUAAACAUAUUUUAUUACUGAC
Hypanus sabinus (Atlantic stingray) is the source of this 2757-nucleotide messenger RNA. It is a transcript of the gene snrnp35, whose product is annotated as small nuclear ribonucleoprotein 35 (U11/U12). The record is from RefSeq and is a predicted model, not a curated record. Gene Ontology annotation, cellular component: precatalytic spliceosome; U12-type spliceosomal complex. The coding region runs from base 465 to 1250 and encodes 261 amino acids. Gene Ontology annotation, molecular function: snRNA binding; mRNA binding. Gene Ontology annotation, biological process: mRNA splicing, via spliceosome. Lineage: Eukaryota; Metazoa; Chordata; Chondrichthyes; Myliobatiformes; Dasyatidae. The transcript is spliced from 2 exons.